Messenger RNA from Phytophthora sojae, 441 nucleotides. RefSeq lists its product as hypothetical. The coding region runs from base 1 to 441 and encodes 146 amino acids. Gene Ontology annotation, biological process: iron-sulfur cluster assembly. Gene Ontology annotation, cellular component: mitochondrion. Gene Ontology annotation, molecular function: 4 iron, 4 sulfur cluster binding; 2 iron, 2 sulfur cluster binding; iron ion binding. The record is from RefSeq and is a predicted model, not a curated record. The transcript has 2 exons. Lineage: Eukaryota; Oomycota; Peronosporomycetes; Peronosporales; Peronosporaceae.
AUGCGGUCAGCGCUCUCGCGGCCUCUGCGGCGCGCUCUGCGGGCGCAGCAGCCGCGCUGGAUCUCCGAUGUCAAGAUCACGCGCGACACAGGGCUGCCCGACCUGAUCAUCACGCCAGUGGCGGCGAAGAAACUCAUCGAGGCGGCCGAGCGCCAGAAGACGGAGAAUCUGAUGCUCCGCGUGGCUGUGGAGGGUGGCGGCUGCUCCGGCUUCAAGUACGUGAUCGAGUUCGAGAAGGACGCGACGCCCGACGAGGAGGAGGACAUCGUCUUCGAGCAGCACGGCGGCAAGGUCGUGGUGGACAAGGAGUCGCUCGAGCUCAUCCGCGGCAGCACCGUCGACUACGAGCAGGAGCUCAUCCGCAGCGCCUUCGCCAUCGUCAACAACCCCAACGCAGUCAGCGGCUGCGGCUGCGGCACGUCCUUCGACCUCAAGGACUGA